Molecule: messenger RNA, 1061 nt
Organism: Dothidotthia symphoricarpi CBS 119687
Lineage: Eukaryota; Fungi; Ascomycota; Dothideomycetes; Pleosporales; Dothidotthiaceae
Product: translation initiation factor eIF3 subunit
Exons: 4
Coding region: 56-868 (270 amino acids)
Cellular component (GO): cytoplasm; eukaryotic translation initiation factor 3 complex
Molecular function (GO): translation initiation factor activity
Source: RefSeq, a predicted model, not a curated record
CCAAACUCUCAUCCAACUCAACUCGCUACGUGCCAGUAAAACUAUAACCGCAACCAUGGCUCCAGGAAAAUGGGACGAUGAGGAGGGGAGCUCUUCUCCUUCUUCUCCCACCGUCGCUCCUAUCGCCCGCCGCAGCAAGUUCGAGGAUGAGGAGGACGAUAGUGAUGUCCUAGAGUCAUGGGACGCCGCCGAGGACUCGGAAGUCGAGCGCGAGAAGGCAAAGAAGGCUGCCGAGGCCAAAGAGAAGGCGGAAGCUGAGGCCAAAGCAAACAAAAAGAGCAAGUCACAGCGCAUCGAGGAGCACAGGGAAGCAGCCCGCCGUCGACGAGAGGAGGACGGCGACUAUGACUCUGAGGACUCUGAGGACGAGGCCGAACGACGCGCACGUCUGCGACAGCAGGAAAUUGACGGCUCGCGCGCUCAAGCCGAGGAACUCUUUGGCGACCUCAGCAACAAGCGCGCCAGCAAAGCCGUCACCCUGACCGACGAGAGCGACCCAGGAAAGUCUAUCGACCUAUCCACGCUGCACAUCUUCAACCCAAACACCAAGGACCAGUUCACCAAGCUGCGCGAUACACUCGUGCCGCUGCUCGUCAACAACUCGAAGAAAGGACAAUACUCGCUGUUCCUGCAGGAGUUCACCAAGCAGAUUGCAAAGGAACUGCCCAGCGAGCAAAUUAAGAAGAUUGCUAGCGGGCUGACGACGCUGAGCAACGAGAAGAUGAAGGAAGAGAAGGCGGCAGAGAAGGGCGGGAAGAAGACCAAGGCUGCCAAGACCAAGUCCAGCUUGGUUGCUACGAGGGAUGUCGGGUCCCGGGCGGAUACCCAGGCGUACGAAGACGACUUUGGAGAUGAUGACUUCAUGUGAAGAAAAAAUAGCAUUCCCUUUAGCAUAUUGGCCCUUCUUCACGCUCGAGACAAGACGCAUCUGCCGAGCAACCACUACACUUGUUUACAACAUCUACGGAUUGAUGGUCUUGCCCCUCGCGUCGACCACCUCAUAGACAGCAUCUGGCUAUCCAGAUUAAAUUUUCCGAUGUUCCUUUUUUGACCGUUUUCUG